ACAGCGCUCCUUACCGUUUUGUCAGUCCAGAGAGGAAAAAAUAAUGCUUCCUAGAGCUUUGACCAGAGUAGUCAGGAUCCCUUCUGUGUGGAGACAAAUAGUACACAACCAUCAGGUUCACUGUGGAAGGACUGCAGCAUUGAGAGGUAGAUCUAGCUGCUCGAUUGUUAACUUCUCAACUGCAAAAUACAAGAUCAACUUAUGUGGUCAUCGCUCUCGGUAUCAGAGCGACACUAACUCCAGACUGGGUCUUUUGCUUGGAGGUUUUCUCGGCCUUUUUGGUUUCCAUGACGAGAAAGACGAGGAAGGGAAAGUUCCUCAGUCAGUGAAACGUGAGCUUCUCAAAGCACAAAAAGCUCACUCCAAUGGUGACUACUCUACAGCCGACCAAUGCUAUCACAGCGCCCUGCACUUGCUCAGCUCUACUGAGCAUGCCCAGAAUCAGACCUACCUUGAGGCCAAGGCCGUUACCAUGGAUAAGUUGGCUAAUCUGUACUUGGAGCAAAAGAAGUAUAGACAGGCAGAAGCCACUUUCAAGGAGACUCUACGACUCAUCGUCACAGCAACUGGAUCAGAAAAUGGAACGGAUGAGCAGGAGGCAAUGAUAGAGAUAUCGCUAAAGCUCUCAAAGAUUUACGCAAAUCAAACAAGAUACAAAGAAGCGGACAUCGGCUUUCAGUGGUGUGUAGAGAGUGCAAAGAAAUGCUUGGACGAGAACAGAACAAAAGAUCACCUUGCUCUGCUGGGUAUAUGCUAUGAGAGCCAAGGCAAGUAUCUCAUGAUGAUUGGAAAGUCUCAAGAUUCUCUCUUAGCUUAUGGAGAGGCCAAGAAGAUUGCUGCAGAGCUGUUCAAGAAGAAUAGCUUACAGUAUGCCACUUUGCUUACCGAUGAGGCAGCUGCCUUUCUCAGCCUCGGACAACCCGCACAAGCAGAGCAGCUGCUCCAGGAGAGCCUGCACAUCAUGGAGACUCUGAGUGGAUCUCAAGCAGCUCAGAACAUGGCAGUGACCAGCUACAACCUCGCUAUGGUGCUAGCAAUGAAAGACACUACUGACCCGAAAACAGAGAUUUAUCUGAGAAAAAGCAUUUCCCUCCUGGAGGCACUCAAAGACGAAGCAAUGUUAGAAGACUUAGAGCUGUACUAUUACACGCUGGGAACUGUCCUUAUUAGUCAAGGUAGAGUAGAAGAGGCAAGAAGAGCUCUGAAAAAAGCCAAGGUCAUAGCGAGCAAGACGGGAAACAGCGUAUUAUUAGAACACAUUCUGCAAGCAAUAAAUUCACAAACACAAAAUUGUCAGUAGACAUAAUUAUUAUACAAGUCAAUCCUGUUAAAAUGGCAGGCCUGUGUAUGUAAACAAUGCAUAAUUAUAGUUAAGUGCCCCAG
This is a messenger RNA of Halichondria panicea, 1383 nucleotides long. Its product is annotated as tetratricopeptide repeat protein 19, mitochondrial-like. Gene Ontology annotation, molecular function: protein binding. Lineage: Eukaryota; Metazoa; Porifera; Demospongiae; Suberitida; Halichondriidae. The transcript has 10 exons. Bases 44 to 1300 code for a protein of 418 amino acids. The record is from RefSeq and is a predicted model, not a curated record. Gene Ontology annotation, biological process: mitochondrial respiratory chain complex III assembly. Gene Ontology annotation, cellular component: mitochondrial inner membrane.